UUUUUUUCCUUUUUUUUCUUUUCAUUCACUUGUAAAAAAAAAUAGAAUAAAAUAAAAUAAAGAUGUCAACAAACACUUCUGUACCUAAAGAGACUUCAAAUAAGUCUGAAGAUAUAAAUGUAGAAAAUGAAACUUUUGUUAACAAAAAAGUAAGUGAAGAAGAAAAGGAAAUGCUUAAAGAAGAUGAUAAGGAAGAAAAGGAGAAAGAAGAAGAUAAACCUACUGUUUUGGAUAAAAAUGAUAUUGAAGAAAAAGAAGAAGAAGAAGAAGAAGAAGGGAAGGGAAUGGAAGUUGAGGAUAAUUCAAUUCCUACUCAACAAAAUAAAACGACUCUCUUAGAUACGCCUGCUACUACAAAUACGACUGUUGAACAGCCAUCAAGACAACGUAGUAGUUCCAUUACUCCUGCAGCUUUAUUAGAAUCUACUUUAGACAGUUUAGCUUCCUUUUCUUCAAAAAUAAAUCCUCUUACUCAAAGAAUUGGCAAGGGAUUAGGACAAGUGAGACAGUAUGCACAAGAAAAAUUGGGUACAGCUGAGGAUAUUACUGAACUGCCUCAAGAAUACAAGGAUUUGGAAAAGCGUGUAGAUACCUUUCAACAAAUUCAUCAAAAUUUCCUUAAAGUCACUAAAACUUAUAAUUCACCCGCUUAUGAUUAUCCUCUUCAACUUCAAGAAUCUUUGAAAGGAUUCACAAAUACUGUGACUAACCAGAUUCAACAACUAACAAACAAGUCCGACCAACAACGUGCACAGACAUCAUCGGACCAUCAUCCUAGAACACUUUCUCACGCUGUAGGUCGUGUUGCCUUGGAAGGAGCUGCUGAAAUAGGCCAAGAUGAUGCAUUUGGUGCUGCACUUCAAAAAUUAGGUGAAACUUCCAUUAUGUUGGGUAAUGCGAGAUUAGCCAUGGAUCAUGCAAUUGUGUCCAAAUUUAAUACACCUCUUUUGGUAUCACUUAAAACGACAUUUGAGAAUACGAAUAAAGCAAGACGUCAAGUUCAGAUCAAAAGGUUAGCAUUAGACGCUGCCAAGACAAAUUAUAGAGAAUCACCUACAAAUAAAUUAGACUCAGCUCGAUUACAAGUUGAACAAGCUGAAGAUGAAUUUAUAGGUGCAGUAGAAGAAGCGACUCAUUUGAUGAAGGCUUUAUUAGAAGACGUAAGUGUGGAUGUGGAGAAUACAAGAAGAAAUAGAUUUUUAACAAAUUAUCUAUUUAUUUUAUUUUAUUAUUUAGCCCGAGCCUUUCCGUGAUUUAGCAGACUUUGUCCAAGUUCAAUUAUCUUACUUUAAAGAAGCUCAAGAAUUAUUUUCAAAUUUAGUGCCUGAACUUGAAGAAAUUAAAAUGACUCAAGAAACAUUAUUUCAUGAAAAUAAUCAUCAGUCAUAAGCAGCCAUUGUAUCACGUGUACUUGUUGAAAUACAUCAUUUAUUUAUACAUGCAUAUACAAAUAUAUAUUUUUUUGUGUACUCGUCUUUUCUUUCUUUCUUUCUUUUUUUUUGAAUUAUGUUUAAAGAUAAUAAUAAUAUAUUAAUGCCAACAAAAGAUAGCAUCUUAAAG
Cokeromyces recurvatus is the source of this 1560-nucleotide messenger RNA. Its product is annotated as Bin/amphiphysin/Rvs domain for vesicular trafficking-domain-containing protein. Bases 63 to 1253 code for a protein of 396 amino acids. Lineage: Eukaryota; Fungi; Mucoromycota; Mucoromycetes; Mucorales; Mucoraceae. The record is from RefSeq and is a predicted model, not a curated record. The transcript has 3 exons.